Messenger RNA from Candidula unifasciata, 1452 nucleotides. NCBI's taxonomy places the organism in Eukaryota, Metazoa, Mollusca, Gastropoda, Stylommatophora, Geomitridae. The record is from the annotation of a GenBank genome assembly.
AUGUUUAUUCCAUCUAGAGCCACACUGAUUCUUGCAAUUUGCUUUGCUGUCAUAUCUAUUUUAUUUUACAAAUACGCCGAUUAUGCAGAUGGCGAUCUGGAUGUUGUAGAAAGAAAUAUAAUAAAGUCCUGGACCAAAUUUGUGAGACCCCCCAAAAAGCAGUUCAAGAAACUGGCUGUUGGUGUGAACUCAAACAUUGACAUCAUUGUACCGGGUGUUGCAUUGUUGGAUGCUUUGAGCAUUUCUCCCGGAGACAAAAAGAAUCAUGAUGUUCUCGGUGGCUUGCGUGACCUUCAGGAAACAUUUGCAUACUAUUUUGCAAGAGGAAGCGCAGCGGAGCGCUCAUUCACAGAUAGUGAGGUUUUUCAGAAGAUAAUCAAAGCUGCAGGAAGAUUAAAUAACAUUCAGCAUUUUAUUGGUGGCAAUGCUGCCCUCAUGGCCACAAAGGCAUCAAACUUAUUUCCAAGCUUACGAAUUCAUUUUGUUGGACCGGUGGGACCACUAUUGCAGACUCUGAUGCCUGUGGCUAUAGAGAUACCAAAUUCUUGCCGCAUUCCUCAGGAUGAAAUUCAUCUGAUAAUGGAAUACAAAGUUGGAGAGCAAUGGGGAAGUGCAACAUCACCUGUGGCAAAUAGGUUCAUUACUAGCCAUGAUUUGUCUAAUGCUCAAAUCAUCAUGCUGGAGCCAUUUUUUGAAAGUAUCAAGACAUUCCAGCCUGACUUAAUUAUUCUUUCAGGUUUCCAGAUUUUGGAUAGUCAGGGUCCUGAGUUUUUUAAGGAGCGUCUGGACAAAGCGGUUUCUCUACUUCGUGAAGUGCCACCUUCUGUUCCUAUCCACCUGGAACUUGCCAGUAUGGCUGACAAGGAAUUUGUGAAGCAAAUCAUAGACAAGAUUGUGCCAAAUGUAGAUUCUCUUGGCCUCAACGAACAAGAGAUUGUGUUUUCAUCCAAAGCUUCUGAUGGACCACAUCAUGAUCACUUUGAUCAUGAUGAACAUGGACAACCUGAAAUUCAUGUAAUUUCUGAUAUCAUUCUUUGGUUCCUACAAAAUUAUGGGUAUUCUUCUAAGAAUCCUGAUGCUAGAUUAACACGUAUACAUUUUCAUUCCCUAACGUAUCAUAUUGUAGCUGUAGUGGAAUCCCACUGGUCUAAUGUGGAGCAGGCAACAGCUGCUGGCACCCAGGUGGCAGGGCACCAAGCAUGUGAUAUACCUCAGCUAAAAGCAGAACUUAUGGAGCUUCAGAUUCCUCUGAGAUUUAAGCUUUUCUCUGGUGAUGAAGAAAGGGUAUUUGAUGGGAACAACCCUGUCUUGUCCUGGCGGAAAGAUGGCUAUUUGUUUGUGUUCAGUCCUGUUUUAGUGUGCAAAAAUCCAACAAAAACUGUAGGUUUAGGGGAUGCCAUUUCAGCAACAGGACUCAUGUUUUCUGAGUUUCACCCGCGGUCCAAUGUUUAA